Molecule: messenger RNA, 802 nt
Organism: Ctenopharyngodon idella (grass carp)
Lineage: Eukaryota; Metazoa; Chordata; Actinopteri; Cypriniformes; Xenocyprididae
Gene: lin52
Product: lin-52 DREAM MuvB core complex component
Exons: 6
Coding region: 14-472 (152 amino acids)
Biological process (GO): regulation of DNA-templated transcription
Cellular component (GO): DRM complex
Source: RefSeq, a predicted model, not a curated record
UUUUACGAAUGCAAUGAUACAGCGGUUAUGCGGGAAAAGAUUACUUUUGUUGUAUCUUGCUUUUAAUUUUAAAUAUGUAUUUUUGUUUAUUUUUGACAAACAUUGCUAUUCAAUUCAGCUAGCUCACCUUGAUCACAACAAUGCAUUACUGAGUGAGGACUUCGAGUCCUCUCUGCUGAGUUUUGAAAAACUUGACCGGGCUUCACCUGACCUGUGGCCGGAGCAGUUACCGGGUGUUUCAGAAUUUGCUGCAUCCUUCAAAAAUCCUAUCACAAAUUCUCCACCCAAGUGGAUGGCUGAACUGGAGUCAGAAGAUAUUGAAAUGUUGAAAGAAUUAGGAAGUCUGACCACAGCAAAUCUGAUGGAGAAGGUGAAGGGACUGCAGAAUCUGGCUUAUCAGUUGGGCUUGGAGGAGUCCCGAGAAAUGACGAGAGGGAAAUUCCUGAACAUCUUGGAGAGACCCAAAAAGUGAAGACCCAGAUGGUGACCGCUGACCUGUCGGGUCAGCUACCACUUGAUUGUGAUCUUGUAAGGCAGAAAACAGUAGCAUGAUACAUUAGCUUUUAAAUGCUUUCACUAAGAUUUGACUGCUUUGAGGUCAAAACAUCACAACAAGCAAUGCACCAUUUUUGUAUAUAUGUUCGCAAAACGUUCUUUAAAUGACAGGUGCUGAGUAGAAAGGGUAGGAUAGUGGAGUGCUAUUCAUUGUUCAUAAAUGUAUUUAUUUUUCACUCUGCUGUGUUUAAUACAGUUUAAUACAACUUCAAUUGUUUUAAUAAAAUGUCAGUGUUGUUUAAAUGAA